AUGGACUCCAAGCAUCCAGCAGAUAAAUUGACGCCAUGUCGAUCUGACCAACCCGAGGUCGAAGAAGGCACGAUCACCGUCAACACGUCCGGCCACACACAAGAACUCGAACGCAACUUCAACAUAAUCAGCUGUUGUGCUGUAGGAAUCGUGACCGGCAACACAUGGUGCGCUCUCGGCGGUUCCAUUGUAGUAGCACUGUACAAUGGAGGACCUACUGGCGUGCUUUUCGAAUUCCUUGUGGUUAGCGUAUUCUACUGGAUGGUGGCAUGUUGCAUUGCAGAGCUAGCAUCCAGCAUGCCGUCCUCAGCUGGUGUCUACCAUUGGGCCACUGCCACCUCAGGACCCAAAUACUCGAAGUUCCUUGGCUUCCUAGCAGGCUGGUGGAAUGUCCUGGCCUGGAUCUUUGGAUCCGCGUCGAUGUCGUCGAUAUUGGCAAACGAGGUCCUAGCCAUGUGGGGGUUAUUCCAUCCUGAAUAUGUCGCUGAACGCUGGCAUGUCUUCAUCUGCUACAUCAUCAUCUCGUGGUCAUGCUGCGGUGUCGUCCUGUUCGCCAACAGAGCUUUGCCCAUGAUCAACAAUAUUGGCUUGUUCCUCUGCCUCGGUGGCUGCUUUCUCACAAUCCUGGUCUGUGCCAUAAUGCCUACCACGACUGGCGCAGGCCAUGCCACCACGGCGGCUGUCUGGUCAACCUGGUCGAACAAUACUGGCUACAAAUCCAAUGGUCUUGUCUUCAUCACAGGAAUGCUCAAUGGAGCUUUCUCCGUGGGUACCCCAGACUGCGUGUCACAUCUUGCAGAAGAGAUUCCACGCGCCUCUCGCAAUGUGCCUAAGGCCAUCGCUGCACAGAUGGGAGUCGGCUUCAUCACCGGAUUUGCAUACCUCAUAGCCAUUUUCUACAGCAUCAACGACAUUGAUGCCUUGAUGAAUAACCCUUACACCAAUCCCUUGGCCGAGCUUUAUAGACAAGCCACUGGGUCGAAGGCCGGAUCAUGCGGUUUACUGAUCGUGGUGUUUUUGCCUACAGUGGCGAAUGCGAUCGGGACACCGUGCCACUCCCUUCUCGGAUACACUUGGAAAAAUCUCUCCCCGCUGGGAGAAUCCUUUGCAGCGACUGUUGCCUGUCUCAUCAUCACUACUGUACUUGGUUUCAUCUAUCUCGGCAGCGCGGUGGCUUUUAAUGCCUUCGUAGGAUCAUUCAUUAUUCUCUCGUCAGCUUCUUACCUGGCCGCCAUUCUCCCUCAUCUGCUAAGCAGACGCAAGAAUAUCGAAUUCGGACCAUUCAGGAUGCCGGAUAAGGUUGCUGCGAUUCUCAUGCCAAUCGCAUGUGCCUAUAUCGCAUGUUUCAUUGUCAUCUUCUGCUUCCCUUACUCAAUGCCUGUAUCCGCCGAAACGAUGAAUUACUCGUCUGCUAUCACUGGUGGGCUUACAUUGAUCAUCACUCUGUUCUACCCAUGGCAAUGCAGAAAUGGCUUCCGGAGCCCUGUCGAGGUUGUGAGAAGCAAUUCUAUGGCCAAUGUCGUUAAGGAUGAUCAAGAGUGA
Messenger RNA from Aureobasidium musti, 1542 nucleotides. The record is from the annotation of a GenBank genome assembly. NCBI's taxonomy places the organism in Eukaryota, Fungi, Ascomycota, Dothideomycetes, Dothideales, Saccotheciaceae.